Messenger RNA from Zingiber officinale, 1364 nucleotides. RefSeq names its product uracil phosphoribosyltransferase-like. The transcript has 12 exons. NCBI's taxonomy places the organism in Eukaryota, Viridiplantae, Streptophyta, Magnoliopsida, Zingiberales, Zingiberaceae. The record is from RefSeq and is a predicted model, not a curated record. Gene Ontology annotation, molecular function: uracil phosphoribosyltransferase activity. Bases 90 to 956 code for a protein of 288 amino acids. Gene Ontology annotation, biological process: uracil salvage.
UCUAUCUCUUAUCGUUACUUUCCUCCCUCGAGAUUCAAGAUCCGAUACUGCUACUGAGCACAGAGUCCUGAAGCUGCUUGCCUCAGUUCAUGGCUGGAAGCAUCGCUUCGCCACUUCAAUUCCCACCCGAUGCGCGGCUCCUGUCGGCGGCACAGUCCCGCCAACAUGUCGCUGUCCGAUCUCACCGCCUCCUCUGCCUCCCCGCCGCUACCGUAGCAGCUCCUCCCCUCCGGGUACCGAUCCGGCGGCGACUAGCUGGCCGCUCGGCCGCCAGCUCCGACACGGCGAUGGGAGGGAAGACCGUCUCCGAUGAUAGAAUGCUGGUCUUUGUUCCUCCGCAUCCAUUGAUCAAGCACUGGGUCUCUGUUCUCAGGAACGAGCAGACGCCUUGCGCAAUCUUUAGGAAUGCCAUGGCUGAACUCGGGAGGUUACUUAUAUAUGAAGCAACGAGAGACUGGUUGCCUACAGUCAGUGGGGAGAUAGACUCACCAAUGGGUGAAGCUGCAGUUGAAUUUAUCGACCCACGUGAACCUGUGGCGAUUGUCCCUAUUUUGAGAGCUGGUCUUGCAUUGUCAGAGCAUGCCUCAACAGUUUUGCCAGCAACGAUAACAUUCCACCUUGGUUUGCGGAGGGAUGAGACCACUCUAGAGCCUUCAAUAUAUCUGAACAACUUGCCUGAUCAGUUUCCAGAGGGGUCACGCAUACUCGUCUUGGAUCCUAUGCUUGCAACUGGUGGUACUAUAGUUGCUGCUAUUGACUUGUUAAAAGACCGUGGAGUCAACAACAAGCAAAUGAAAAUAAUAUCCGCUGUUGCUGCACCUCCUGCUCUGCAAAAACUCAGCAAGAAAUUUCCUGGGCUCCACGUGUAUUCCGGAAUGCUAGAUCCUAUUGUAAAUGAGAAAGGGUUCAUAAUCCCAGGCUUAGGGGAUGCUGGUGACCGUAGCUUUGGUACCUAGAACUUUGCAUGCCACGGUUCCUCUUAUCCUUUCUAGAUUUCGUCACACUUUUACCUGAGAUUUAUGAAGGUAAUCUUUUUGAAGGCUUGGAAGAGAUUUUUGUUCUAAGAGAACGAUUAAUGAAUCGUUUUGAGAAAAGUUCAUUCGGUAUUUUGAAGAAUUAGACUUUUGCAUUGUAAAAAUUGCAAACUAUACAGCCCGUGAACACGAAAAGAGGCUUGCUAAGGCUAAGAGUUAAUAGCUCUCGCGCAUUGAUAUUCACAUGGCACGUCACAAAUAUUAUCUUUUUAAUAUUUUUAUUUAUAAAAUUUGUAAAUUGACAUUAAAUUUCUGCGGUUAUAACUUUAGAUAUAGGUCAUCUUGUUCAACUUUUAGCUCAUGGCAAAAGAGUUAGGAUUUUCAUUGAAA